AUGAAUAACUGGCUGAUCGAAAUCAACUACGCCCUCGAAACGACUCUUGCGGCCAUUGAUAAGUAUGAAACGGAACCAAAAGUCAGAGCGGCGUUUACAACCUUCUUCGGAGUCAAAGAGACUGCAAAAGCCACAACAGGUGUCACAAAUAUUCGUAAAAUCUUCCAAUGGGUCUACAAUUUCUUCUCAUUCGCAUUGAAUGAUGAUGGUACUCCUUGGUAUCCUAUAGAUAACUCACGCUAUAUCUUUUGCGACAGUACUUGGCUUAUAGAGCAAACGCAAGACGACACGGCAAAGGACUAUCAGGGUAAUGGCAUCAUAGACAAAAACGGCAAUCUCGUUCCCAUUGAAUCAAUACCCGGUUACAAGACGGCCAUCGGUACAAAGGCCGGUAAUAAGAUCUGGUGGUCUGGCCAAUACGCGCCUUUCAACGGAUACUACUUCUCACCAACCGGCGCAGAUUACUGCAGCAAUCCAAAAAGUCUCGGUCUCACCUCCUUUAUCUCAGAACUAGAGGUAAAUACCAAGACCGGAACACUCAAGGGACGUCGACAGGUCGAAGACAUCAUCAUCUGUCCUUCGAGCUUUACAACCUCGGCACCAAACUCGUUCACGGCCGGUGAUGCACUGAUCUCCGCGGGCACAGGCCUUGACACCGUGUUACCCAAGAGUGCAACGCUCCUCCAUGAGUCGUUUCACAACCUGUUUGGGACAACUGGACAAUAUGGAUUUCUACAAGUAGGCGAAGAAUAUAAUCUCAUGACGUGCAUCAGCUGGGCCAACGUAAACGCCGUAAAUGGGGCGCGCAAGAACCCCGAGAACUACGUAUUCUUCGCUGCGCACAUGUUCUACCUAUAUGGCACAGCGAGCCAAGGCAUAUCCAGGAAUUGGGACUUUGAGAUUAUUGAGGAAGCGAAUGGAGACAAGAAGUUUGGGGCGAAAGCUCCCUAA
This is a messenger RNA of Trichoderma breve, 951 nucleotides long. RefSeq lists its product as uncharacterized. The coding region runs from base 1 to 951 and encodes 316 amino acids. The transcript is spliced from 3 exons. Gene Ontology annotation, molecular function: metallopeptidase activity. The record is from RefSeq and is a predicted model, not a curated record. NCBI's taxonomy places the organism in Eukaryota, Fungi, Ascomycota, Sordariomycetes, Hypocreales, Hypocreaceae.